AAAAGCGUCGCAUUAACUGGCCAACAGCAUCAGUCGUUGAUGAAUCAACAAAGCAAACCAAACCAAUCAAACAACAUGCAAUACCUCAUCUGCUUGGCUCUCUGUGUGGCUGUUGCCCAGGCUGGCUUCCUGGCUUCACCUGUCACCACCUACGCCGCAGCUCCUGCCUUUGCUCCAGUGGCCACCUACUCGGCUGCUGCUCCUGUGGCCACCUACUCGGCUGCUGCCUUCCCCGCAGCCUAUUCCGCUUACACCCGCUCUGUGUACAGUGCCCCCGCAUAUGCUGCACCUGUGACCACCUACACAGCUCCGGCUUAUACUGCUCCGAUCACCACAUAUGCUGCUCCCGCUAUCGUCAGCCCCUUCCUGAAGAAGAAGUAAAGAGAACACUUCUCCUAAGUCGUAUUCCCAAAUUCUUUCCCUUUCGAAAACUUGUUUCCACAAUCAAUUUUUAAAUGACACCUGAAUAAAAACUUAAAUAUCUAAUACUA
This is a messenger RNA of Drosophila innubila, 491 nucleotides long. Its product is annotated as cuticle protein 16.5-like. The record is from RefSeq and is a predicted model, not a curated record. Lineage: Eukaryota; Metazoa; Arthropoda; Insecta; Diptera; Drosophilidae. The transcript has 2 exons. Bases 40 to 381 code for a protein of 113 amino acids.